GCAGCUCUCAGUGAGACUGAGUCAGUGUUUGUUAAGAGAACAGAGGAACAUGGCUUCAUCCUUUCUCAGGGUCUCCCUGCUCUUCAUCAGCCUCUACACAGCAGAUGGAUAUCUGUAUUACAACACAGUCCGUUGUGACUUUAACUCGUCUGAUCUGAAGGACAUCGAGUUCAUCAGGUCUGAAUAUUUCAACAAGUUGGAGCUCACCAGGUUCAGCAGCAGUUUGGGGAAGUUUGUUGGAUACACUGAGUUUGGAGUGAAACAGGCUGAGAACUGGAACAAAGAUCCUUCAGUUCUGGCUCAGAUGAACGCUCAGAAGGAGACGUACUGCAAACACAACAUUGAAGUUGACUACCAGAAUGUUCUGACUAAAUCAGCUGAGCCGUAUGUCAGACUCCACUCUAUGGCACCCCCUGGUGGUAAACAUCCAGCCAUGUUGGUCUGCAGCGUCUAUGACUUCUACCCCAAACAGAUCAGAGUGACCUGGAUCAGAGACGGACAGGAAGUCACCUCUGAUGUCACGUACACUGAUGAGCUGGCAGACGGUGAUUGGUACUACCAGAUCCACUCUCACCUGGAGUACACGCCCAGGUCUGGAGAGAAGAUCUCCUGUAUGGUGGAACAUGCCAGCCUGAAAGCUCCUCUGAUUACUCACUGGGACCAGUCCAUGUCUAAGACUGACAGAAACAAAAUCCUCAUCGGAGCCUCAGGACUGAUCCUGGGUCUGGUGGUCUUUCUGGCUGGAUUCCUCUACUACAAGAGGAAGGCCCGAGACCUAUCCAAGUCUGAUUCUGAGAGGAACAAGAUGGCCUUUGGAGCCUUAGGAUUGAUCCUGGGUCUGGCGCUAACUGCAUUCUUCUUCUACAAGAGGAAGGUCGAAGACCUGUCCAUGCUGGAGUUUCAGAGGAACAAGCUCAUCAUCGUGGCAUCAGGACUGAUCCUGGGUCUGGUCUUAUCUCUGGCUGCCUUAAUCUUCUACAGGAGGAAGACCUGCGGUCAGAUUCCUGGUUCAAAACCAGUUCAGACCAGUUCAGACCAGUUUAAAAAGGCUUAUCCUACCUUCUAGUCUCCACAGCACUGUGGAGGAAGGUCUGGCUACACCACAGAUGCAUUUUGGGAUAAGAGAUAGCUCUGGGUUGUUUGCAUUUCUUUAAACCAAUCACAAUGAUCUUGGGCAGCACUGAGCUCUGGAUGCAGCACCGCUGGCUCUGCUGAACAGUCUCAGGAAGGGACUGGUUCAAAAGAGAACACCACAUACAGUAUUACAUGAAGUUUACUGUUGACACAACACAGUAAUGUGAGCUAUUUAUAUUAGCUGAUAUAAGGUUAAACCUCAUUGGCUCUUGUGUGAGAACAGCAACACAGAGAGAAAGAAAGACUUUAUCCUGAAAAUUAACUUUGUUGAUCCAGACUCCCAACAGUCAGACCAGUUCAGUUUUAACCCUUGUGUUGUCUUCCCGUCGACCAUGAAGUUGUCUUUCCAAGUCAAAAUAGAAAAUUAAAUUAAACUUUU
Perca fluviatilis (European perch) is the source of this 1513-nucleotide messenger RNA. Its product is annotated as H-2 class II histocompatibility antigen, E-S beta chain-like. Gene Ontology annotation, cellular component: MHC class II protein complex; membrane. Gene Ontology annotation, biological process: antigen processing and presentation of exogenous peptide antigen via MHC class II; positive regulation of T cell activation; immune response. The coding region runs from base 50 to 1066 and encodes 338 amino acids. Lineage: Eukaryota; Metazoa; Chordata; Actinopteri; Perciformes; Percidae. Gene Ontology annotation, molecular function: MHC class II protein complex binding. The transcript has 7 exons. The record is from RefSeq and is a predicted model, not a curated record.